Desarmillaria tabescens is the source of this 1240-nucleotide messenger RNA. Its product is annotated as RNA-binding domain-containing protein. Gene Ontology annotation, molecular function: mRNA binding. NCBI's taxonomy places the organism in Eukaryota, Fungi, Basidiomycota, Agaricomycetes, Agaricales, Physalacriaceae. Bases 155 to 1123 code for a protein of 322 amino acids. The transcript is spliced from 4 exons. The record is from RefSeq and is a predicted model, not a curated record. Gene Ontology annotation, biological process: regulation of translation.
AGUAGCGUCUCUAUUUUAUCAUCCUCGUUGUGACAAUUCUGUCCUAGCCUACUGAUACUAAUAGCAAUUUCUCUGUUUUUUUUCUGCAUGUCUUCCCCGUAUCUUCGUCAAUGUCGCUUCUAUCUUUGCUCGCACACUUCGACUCUAUAGCAAGAUGUUCAUCGGUGGUCUCAAUUGGGAUACAACAGAUGAAUCUCUCCGUAAUUACUUUUCGCAGUUCGGAAAAGUCGACGCUUGCACAAUUAUGCGCGAUGCGGGCGGAAGGUCGAGAUGUUUUGCCUUCCUUACCUUUGAAGAUCCUGCGAGUGUGAACGCCGUUAUGGUCAAGGAGCAUUUCCUUGACGGCAAAGCAAUUGACCCUAAGCGAGCUAUCCCUCGGCAAGAGCACCAGCGUGCCACGAAGCUCUUCAUAGGUGGUCUUGCAGGCAGUGUGACCUCUGAGUCCAUGCGCGAAUUUUUUUCACAGUUUGGAAAAGUCAUUGAUUCGACGGUCAUGUUGGACCGGGAGACAGGCAGAAGCAAAGGGUUUGGCUUCAUCUCCUUUGAAGAUACCAACGUCCAGCCAUUCCUGGGUUUCGGUAACCUCGAGAUUGAUGGUAAAUUGAUCGACGUAAAGCUCGCUCAACCGAGGUACCAGCGAGAUAACUACAGCGAAGAUAACCAAGCCGGUGGAGACUAUACCGCGGCUGCCGUUGGUCGAGGCGCUGGUGCCGUCGCCACACAGGGUAACUUCAGUAACCCUAUGGCUGCCACCGGAGCUGGAAAUACGCCUUUCGACCCCCAAGCUUUAGCUCAGCUAUACACACGCAUGUUCCAGAUGACUGGAGGUGGCGCAAUGAAUCCGAUGAUGGCUGGUAUGAACCCGAUGAUGGCUGGUAUGGCCAACACGGGCUUUGGAGGACCUGGAAACAUGAGGGGGAUGGGUAAUAUGGGCGCUAUGGGCAUGGGUAUGGGUACUGGAGGAAUGGGUAUGGGCAGGGGAGGUAUGAUGCAGGGCACCGGUGCGACCAACAUGAACCCGAAUAUUCCAAGGGGUCCCCGUGGAGGUCCUGGUGGUCCUGGAGUUGGUCCCCAGAGAGCGGCGCAACGGGGCCAGCACAAUUAUCACCCCUAUGCACGGUGAACGGGCUCACUUUCAAAAUAUUUUUGAACUGUCCCGUCGGUGGUCUUUUCGGACGAUGUGUAUAGUUCUUACUUUUUUUCUUUACUUAUCUUUUUCGUCUACUGUACUUUGUACAAC